AUGACCGGCUUCAUGCUAAAGCUCCGCGACGAUGAGCGUGCCGUCACUUGUACCCACCUCGUGAACUACCUCAAGCGCAACUACCGCGAAUGGCUUGCCGAGUACCUCCAGGACAAGCGCUGUGGAUACAAGACCCACCUGCGCCUGCUCCAAACGUUUUGCGCUAGGCAUGGCUUUACGCGUCAACGCCUGACAAAGUCGAAGAAGCGGUAA
Molecule: messenger RNA, 213 nt
Organism: Aphanomyces astaci
Lineage: Eukaryota; Oomycota; Saprolegniomycetes; Saprolegniales; Verrucalvaceae
Exons: 1
Coding region: 1-213 (70 amino acids)
Source: RefSeq, a predicted model, not a curated record